AUGUCGCAUAAGACGACAAAAUCUAAUGCAAGAGGAACUGUUAAGGAAAAGGCAAAUUUUAAGGUAGACGAAGACGUUGCUGCUCUGAGGAAAGCCAUAGAGGGGCUUGGUACAACAGAAAAAACCCUGAUUGAGGUUCUGACCCAAAGAAGUAACGCCCAGCGUCAGCUUAUCAGCGCAGCUUAUCAGAAAGCCACCGGAAGGACAUUAGUGGCUGACCUGGAAGGUGACACCCAUGGAGACUUUGAGGACUUGUUAGUCGCUCUGGUAACGCCUCCUGCUGUCUACGACUGUCAUGAAGUCAUAAAAGCCAUGAAGGGUCCAGGAACCACUGAGAGUACUCUUACAGAAAUCUUCGCUUCCAGAUCCAACAAACAGAUUAAAGCAAUGUCUGACGCAUACAUGAAAGAGACUGGAAGAGUUAUGACUCAUGAUCUGAAGUCGGAGGUAUCUGGAGAUUAUGGCAAAGGACUUCUCAUCUUGGCUGAGGGAAAGAGAGAUGAGAGCAUCAACGUGGACGCAGCCAAAGCCAAAGCAGACGCUAAGGUGCUGUAUGAGGCAGGAGAAAAGAAAUGGGGAACGGAUGAGGAGAAGUUCAUCGACAUCUUGUGCCACAGGAGUGUUCCUCAGCUUCGACAAACUUUGAUCGAGUACAAGAACAUUAGCAAAAAAACUCUGCAGGAAAGCAUCGAGAGCGAGAUGUCUGGAGAUUUGGAGAAACUUCUUGUUGCCAUUGUUAAGUGUGUCAAGAAUGCCCCUGCAUAUUUCGCUGAGAGGCUCUUCAAGGCCAUGAAGGGAGCUGGAACCACAGAGUCAACGCUGACGAGGAUCGUGGUCAGUCGCUCUGAGAUCGAUUUAAAGGAUAUUAAAGCGGAAUACAAGAAGCUGUUUGGAUUUACCCUCUACAACCAGUUAGAGACUGAAGUGUCAGGUAAUUACGGUGAAGCCCUCAUGCAGCUGUGUGGCCAUGAAGACUGACUUCUUCAAUCAUCCAUAUCCUCACAUACAGCCUGGAGAAAGGAUGACCCAUAACCAACAGAAGAUCUAAUGAGUGCCAGAUAUUAACCUGAAUGAAUGGAAAUAAUCCAGACAUUCUGUUUAUUCCCUAAACAGGUCUUAAUUUUCAGUGAUAUUCUGUACUGUUAACAUUUUGCAGU
Molecule: messenger RNA, 1157 nt
Organism: Cyprinodon variegatus (sheepshead minnow)
Lineage: Eukaryota; Metazoa; Chordata; Actinopteri; Cyprinodontiformes; Cyprinodontidae
Product: annexin A3-like
Exons: 12
Coding region: 1-978 (325 amino acids)
Cellular component (GO): cytoplasm
Molecular function (GO): calcium-dependent phospholipid binding; phospholipase inhibitor activity; calcium ion binding
Source: RefSeq, a predicted model, not a curated record